Molecule: messenger RNA, 3928 nt
Organism: Microcebus murinus (gray mouse lemur)
Lineage: Eukaryota; Metazoa; Chordata; Mammalia; Primates; Cheirogaleidae
Gene: WDR82
Product: WD repeat domain 82
Cellular component (GO): Set1C/COMPASS complex
Molecular function (GO): protein binding; chromatin binding
Source: RefSeq, a predicted model, not a curated record
CCUGUCGCCCCAAGAUGGCGGACACAAUGAGCCGGCACCGCGCCGGUUGCCCCUGAGGCGGCUGUGAGGACGAACAGUCAGCUAGGCCCCACAGUCCAGGCAGAAGAGCGUUGCCCAAGCAGGAGGAAGAGGAGGAGGUGGCCCAACUGCCGGCCGCCCUCCCGCCGGCCCGGCGCCCGCCCCGCCCGGGUUGGCCCCUCGGCAGCCAGCCCGCUCGCUAGCCGCCGGGCCCCGCCCCGGCCCUGCGCCGCCACUGCCUCCAGCAGCCGCCGCCAUGAAGCUGACCGACAGCGUGCUGCGGAGCUUCCGCGUCGCCAAGGUGUUCCGCGAGAACUCGGACAAGAUUAACUGCUUCGAUUUCAGCCCUAACGGCGAGACGGUUAUCUCGAGCAGCGACGACGACUCCAUCGUGCUGUAUGACUGCCAGGAGGGCAAACCAAAGAGAACCCUGUACAGUAAGAAAUACGGCGUGGACCUCAUCAGAUACACUCAUGCAGCAAACACAGUUGUUUACAGCUCUAACAAGAUAGAUGAUACUAUUCGUUACCUGUCCUUGCAUGACAACAAAUACAUCAGAUACUUUCCUGGACAUAGCAAAAGGGUGGUGGCCUUGUCCAUGUCACCUGUGGAUGACACUUUCAUUUCUGGGUCUCUUGAUAAGACCAUUCGACUCUGGGAUCUCCGGUCUCCUAACUGCCAGGGCCUCAUGCAUCUACAAGGCAAGCCGGUUUGUUCUUUUGAUCCAGAAGGGUUAAUUUUUGCUGCAGGUGUCAACUCUGAAAUGGUCAAACUUUAUGACCUUCGUUCUUUUGAUAAGGGGCCAUUUGCAACUUUUAAAAUGCAGUAUGAUCGGACUUGUGAAUGGACAGGACUUAAGUUCAGCAAUGAUGGCAAGCUCAUCCUCAUCUCUACCAAUGGCAGCUUCAUUCGUCUUAUCGAUGCAUUCAAGGGAGUGGUGAUGCAUACAUUUGGGGGUUAUGCCAACAGCAAAGCUGUCACACUGGAGGCUUCAUUUACUCCAGACUCUCAAUUUAUUAUGAUUGGUUCAGAGGAUGGCAAGAUCCAUGUUUGGAAUGGAGAGAGCGGUAUAAAAGUAGCUGUGUUAGAUGGUAAACACACCGGCCCCAUUACCUGUUUGCAGUUCAACCCCAAGUUCAUGACCUUUGCCAGCGCAUGUUCCAACAUGGCCUUCUGGUUGCCCACCAUUGAUGACUGACCCUGAUGCUGCUCGGCUAUUUCUGUACAGUGAGGGUGGGCAGUAGGAGAAAACUCAGAGGGGACUGAGAUAAUAGUGGGAUUGGAUCAUUGGACUGGGCUGGAGAACAUCCUUUCACAUGGCCUUCCCAUCGAUGUGCUGUACGUCUGUGCAAAAGAAAAAAUGACUUUGCUGAGCUUCUUCAAAAGGACUCUUGGUGUAGCAGACUCCGUUGGGACUUAGCUUUUCUAGCUGUUACUGCACCAAGCCCCUCCAGAGGAGUGACCAGACUUGUGAUUAGGGUAUAGUGGAGCUCUCAAGACAUCUUCAGUUUUGAAUGUAUUUGCUGCUGAAAAGCCAGUGAAGUCGUCAGUUCUGCACAUCUCUUCUCCCACCCCCAUGAUGCAUGGGCAGCCAUGGUCUUUGGGAUGCCAGGGCAGCUCAGUGCCCCUUGCCCUCACCCUGCAUGUCUUGUUACUGGGUCUCCCUGUGUAAUUGUGGCAUUAUUCCACAGCCAUCAUGUUUCUUAGGUGCCAAACAUUUCAGAAAUAAGUCUUCAUAUAUUUUGGGGUCAAGAAAGGGACAGAUACAGAAGGACCUUGCUUGUCAGGAAGCUGUGCAGUUAGUCGUGUGAGGGUAGGUGUUCUGGGCAGGCCUCAGGCUCUGGGUAUUGGGUGGGAAAAGGCCCAAGAACCUGAAAGGGAGGAAAGAAGGGGUAGCAGGUGAGUUCUGGUGCAGUACUCCAUCAUCAAGACAAACCCGUGGUCCUCCUAGAUGCCUACUGAGCUUGGUGUGUACGAAAGCAAGGUGGGAGUCUAUUUUUGUAUGUGAGAUACAUCACGCUUUCCUAUGGGCCAGUAUUGUGAAGUGAGUCUGAGUUGUUUACACUGAUGCCUUCCCUGCCGACCGCAAAUUGUGUACAUAGUCUCCAGAUGAUACCACCCUUCUCCCCAGCUCCUAACUAGGAGCUGGUUCUAGGCCUGUGUUAUAUGUUAUAUUUAGCCUUUUUAUAUAUGACCUUUGAUUUCUGUUAUUUGUAUUUCAGCAGUGUGUGCACCUGCAUUUUAAUAUAUCUGUGCAUACAUAUAUGCAUAUGUGUAUGUAUGCACAUAUAUAUAUAUCUAUAUAUCUCAUUUGUAGUUUCUGAGAGUUCAGCUGAAGGAGUUAGAGUCCUACAGCCUGGGAGAAAGACUGCAUCCUUGCUAAUAGUGUUUGCCACAAGUGUUAGUGAGUCUUCCCUAUUGCCAUUUGCCCUUCGGGAGACUGAAUGAAGCAAAGCUUCUAGUGUUUGCUGUUUCCAUGGCAGCUAAGUGAGGAUUUUGGGAUGAUUCCCUGUUCCUCAAGCCGCACUUUGGGGCCCUCUCUGCAGUAUUAGCCCCGUUUUGCCCAGUGAUGCUUUGUCUGCACCUGUUAAUGUGUGUGACUGUCAUUCUUGCAUGGCUUCUGUGUCUGGCUUGCGGCAUUUGGGAUAGGAUGCUAGAACCAGAGCAUUUUCAGUUUGUCUGAGGCUUCUUUGCCAAUUACAGAUCACUCCCAUUUACCUGAUAUGUCUGCUUUCUUGCUGCUUUUCCUUGCUUUCUCUUAGAAGAGGAAGGGGCUCUAAUAACCAGGCCCAGGUUAAAAUGAGUUGCAGUGGACCUAUAGCCUUUUCCCCUGCAUGGCCUUCUUAGAGCAAACCGAGUGGCAUGUUAUUUUACUAAGUUCCCAAACAACAUUUAUGCAGGUAACACUCCCUGCAGAUUCAUAAACUGAGGCUCAACAAGGUUAUGACUUACCCAAGAAUAUAUAGCUGCUAAGAAGUAAAUCAGGCCAUCACUGCUUCUGUUUAGCAGCAGGAAUAGGCUGUGAAUUGCCAGCACUUUCUUUUUUAAGCAAUUACUUUUUGACUUGUUCCUCAAACUGAAAGUGCAAGAGGUACACAACUUUCCCAAAUGUAGACUAGAAUCUGCAGUUGCCAUGAUGCCACCUACUGUGUAGCUCUGCCUUCCCAGAGUGGGGGGCCUUAAGAAACCAAAUGAUCUGAGCUGUUACUGCCUACCUCUGGCUUUUCAGGGCAGAAAAUUCAUGAGAAGAGUAAUUGUUCAGAGAAUGCUUGGAACUGUGGGUUAACAAGAAAGGCUGCAUAACUUGACAUAUCUGCAACCAGAGCAGCCACCAACCCUGACUUGCCCAGCACCAGGAAGAGGAAGAGUAUUUUGGUUUCUAUGUGUCCAACUAAACAUGCCUCCUCAUGGCCUCUAUUUUUGGGCCCUGUGGCUGCAAAGCUGGCUCCUGAGUUGGGAGGAAAGGUAAAAGAUGCAGUUAGAAGUGACUAGAGAGGAUGUGGUGGAGGGGAUAAGGUAGAAGAGACGCUGAGAGCUGAGUGGCACAGGUGCCCUCAGAAGGGGCCAGAGAUACUCAAGCUCUCCUGGGGGGAGGGGCUGCUCACCACCUUCUUAAGAGUCAGGGCCAAAGCCACUGAUUCAUAUUUGACAGCAACACUGCACUGCUCAACCACCAGCCAGAGGGGUAUUUUUUUUAUUCCCUGUUGCAUUAUAAUUACUGCUUAUUAAGGAAAAUUUGGGAAUUUUACAAAGAAUCACCCAACUGCUACCACUGUUAAUCUUUUGGUGUUAAAUGUUCCUCUAGACAUUUCUGUGCAUAGAUUUUUGGUGUGUUUACACAGUUGUUAUUCUGUAUAUACAAUUUUAUGUCCCUUUUGUACUUAACAUAUAAACAUUUUUUUCAUGUUAA